Molecule: messenger RNA, 6109 nt
Organism: Carcharodon carcharias (great white shark)
Lineage: Eukaryota; Metazoa; Chordata; Chondrichthyes; Lamniformes; Lamnidae
Gene: znrf1
Product: zinc and ring finger 1
Exons: 6
Coding region: 1-699 (232 amino acids)
Source: RefSeq, a predicted model, not a curated record
AUGCUGCUGGCCGCCCAGCCUCUGCAGAUGGGAGGGAAGCAGAGCACGGCGGCCCGCUCCAGGACCGCUUUCCCCGGCGUCUCGAGCGACGACAGCGCCGUCCACGCCGCUCACUACGGCCAUUACCGGGCCGGCGGCGGCGGAGGAGGGGGAGGAGGAGGAGGCGGCGGCGGCCCCGCUAUGGGGCUCAGGACUCGCUCGGUCAGCAGCGUGGCCGGGAUGGAGCCGGCUCAUCCCUUCGGGCUCGGCACUGGUGGAAGUGGAGGUGGAGGAGGUCCCGGCAGCGGCGGUGGGCCUGACUCGUCGGGUAACGGUUACCAGGAGACGGGAGGAGGGCCAGGCGCGCGGGAGCUGCAGCUCUACCUGGGCUCGAGAGCGGCAUCACUGUCCGACUCACUGCCGCUUCACCUGGCGCCACGCUGGUUCAACACACACAGCGGUUUCAAGUGCCCAAUUUGUUCCAAAUCUGUAGCUUCUGACGAGAUGGAGAUGCACUUUAUCAUGUGUCUCAGCAAACCACGACUCUCCUACAACGAUGAUGUGCUGAGUAAAGAUGCUGGAGAAUGUGUAAUCUGUUUGGAAGAACUUCUGCAAGGGGACACAAUAGCUCGACUUCCUUGUCUUUGUAUCUACCAUAAAAGUUGUAUAGAUUCAUGGUUUGAAGUGAACAGAUCAUGUCCAGAACACCCUUCAGACUGACCUCUCCUGGCCUGCAGCUGCUUAUAGCCUUCUGUUAAAGGGCACUUUGCUCACUUUGGCUACGCCCUUACCUGGAGGUUAAGAAUCUGAUACACUCGAAGUUUACCCUUAAACUGAAUUCCAGCACCAGUUUUGGAACAAGAGAAACAAAAGCACCAAAUGAAAUUUCUGCAUCCCAAACUUGGAUAAAGAAGGAAGUAUGGGAAGAUCACCGACUGGUAGAUCAAUCACAUCAGCCCCAGAAUAAUGGAACGACUGAUUCUAUUUGAAAAGACUGUACAGGAAAAAAGGGGAAAAGGACUAGCCAAACAGAGCACGAUUGUUUUUUGGGUUUGAGAGUGCUGUGGAAAAGUCUUGUCUCUGGGAUGUGAUUUCAAGGUGUCAACCAGAACAGGUUAUAAAAGCAAAAGAGAGUGGAAUUCACGUAUGUUGACCAAGUUCUGAAAAUGCCAGAAUGUAAAGCGUUGAGUGUCCGUGGGCUUGUAGUUGUGUCCAUGAUGUGUUUACACAGUGUCCAGUGUAGCCAGCGUGUUCUUGCUGAUAUGUGUACAGACACGAGCACUCUCCUGGUUUUUCCAUCCCACUUUGUGACAGAUGUUGCCAAAAAUUUAACACAAAAACAGACCUCCCUCUUGUACUGAAAGGAUCUGUUCCUUGUCGACAAUUUUCUGCCAGAAGCUCUCUCUGCACUAACAUUUAAACCUGGAAUUCUGUCUUCUCGAGCUCGUCAGCUCAGCGCUGCAAAAUGACACAGGCAUCCUAAAGAGACAGUUAAAAUCUCUUUUUUGCCAUCCACCCAAGGCCCUUGUGGAAUUUUUAUGGCUGCAAUUUCCUCUAGAGACUAGUGAAUCUGUCCUGCUGUUAAAGAUAUCAAUUUUACUUCAGCUUGUUAUGUAGCCUGAAUGUUCAGGCUGGUGUAUUUAUAACAGCUGGAGAAAGAUGCUCCCUUUUGUUUGUCAAGGUGUUUUGAUAUGGUGUACCAUCACGAUGUUCAAUAAACUAUCGAAUGAGCAUUUACAUUAAUUUGUGCCAGAUAAACUGAAAUGGAGCUAAGAUUUCCCUUUUCUAAUUUUAUUUUAACAAACAUCUUCAUACAUGAAAAAUUACAGCAUGGUGUAAAGAUUUUUUUACUACUUUGGUUGAAGUAGGCUUCUAGUAAGUCUCAGGAAAUGCAAUGGACCUGCACGUGACCCAGUUGUGGGUAGUUUUCCACUUUCGUUAGGGACUACAAUUACAUUGGAAGGCCAGUUUAUAGCAGCAAGGGCUUUACAAUGUUUGCCAGAGCUAUGGACUAUUGCUACUAUUCAGUAAUGUGUUUACAGCGACUGCAAGUUGACAGGAGUAACUUAAACUAGGAUUCAUAGCCCUGCGCUCUCUGGUCAUCCAGAACUCCUAAGCAGAGCCAGUACGCUGAUCCCCACAAACAUUGGGAGGAACCUGAAUUUGCUAGGCACAGGCAGUCAGAAUAUCAGGGAGUUAAUUCCCUGUUGCAGCAUUUACUAGUAAAUUAAAUGGUAAUUUUUUUCCAAACAAAAACUAGUGUUAAUGAACAGUCAGACAAGUAAGAAAGAGACCAGGGAUGAUGAUUACAAGGAAUGAAAGUUACAUCUGGAAAAUGAGUGUUCAGAAGGAAAAUGUGGACCACGCACACCAGCAUUUAUAAUAAAAAAUGGUGUUAGCUAGCGGAUUUCAGAAUCAAGACAAAUUGCACUAGUGGUCAAAAAACCAUUUGAAACCAUGCUGCUAGCAGUUUUGGGUACUUCAAGUUACUGCAUGACGGGUAUUGAGUUUGAGCGUAAGAUAUAUUACUGCGAGAAAAUUGUGCUUUUCCCAGAAAUGUGAGUAGGCCUGGCACUUCCUGGAACUGUGUACAGUCAUUGUGAUAUUAAUGUUUUGAUGUGGUGGGUUAUGGACUUUCCCAUGUGUACAGCAAUUGACUUACAUAGCAGGAUUGUGUUGCUGCUGUUUUUACUGUGCGUUUGGUUCUAGCCUCAGCUUUACAUUUCCCUUCUACUUUUGUAAUGGUUUCACUGUGCGCUCUGAUUCUUUAAAUGACUUGGCCAGAGGUCACAAUGAUAAGGUCCUCGUAAAGUAAUCUGUUAAGGAUUUAAAGAUGUUCACACUUUGGGUACAGUGAAGCAAGAAUUUACUCUUUUUAAAAGAACUUAACUUUGGUUUAAAGAUGUUGCACGAUACACAGCACAUUCAUAAUGACUUAAAGUAUUGCACUUUUGUUUUCUGUGUAUGUAUGUAUUUUUAUUUUAGUUUACUGGAUGCUUUUGCACUGCUUUAAUCUGAUACAGAUUCUCACCUGGGUGGUCAGUCCUUUUUUUUUCAAGGUGAACAUUGUAAAAAGUAUAUCAAAGUCUAAGCUUAUUUACUUAAUUUUGAAUGCCUCUUGUGUAAUUAUUACUUAUUCUGAUUUAUCCUGUCAUAGUGCCUUGAGUUUAAACCAUUUUUGGUGCUCUCAUUGAGCUGACAUUGAGUUUCCAGCCUGUUUUUUGGUAGUUUUGAUAAAUCUGAGGGAAUUAACAGCGCAACUAUAUUUUCUUCUUUCUUCACAAAUCCCAUAUCAAGUAAUAAUUCAAAAAAAUACUUUUUCUUUCAAAUGUGUGUGAAAGAAAUAUGGAGCUAAGAUCUAAAUUAAAAUUGCAUCAACUCUUUGUUCCUCAUUCUCAUAAAAUUCUGUCCCAUUUCUGCUCGAUAGCUGAACAUCUAACCUAUAACAAAUGUUUAACUGCUGUCUCCUCUUCUCAACAGCACAACUGAGAUUUAUGGCACCAUCCAGUUUGUAUCUAAUCCAGUUGCAGCUGUGUACAAUAUUUGACUGCUUGUGUCAAGCAUGGAUGCCACCUAGUGGCACAGCAUUAAGUAGCCCAAUUCAACAAAGAUAUUUUUAAAAGCAGAUUGAAGCUAGCAUCAACAUUCUUGCAUAAAACCUGAUGCAUAUAUUUUUUAAUGGAAAUUAAAGGAAAAUUUUAAAUACUCAGCUGCUUCAUCUGCAUCUGAAAACAUUUUGACAUUAACAUUUUGAUAUGAAACACCUAUUCAAAUCCUUAUUAAGAAUUUAAGGGUAUUAGAGCAUUUGUUGAUCCUUUGCAAAUGGCUGCAAUAAAAAGGAAGUUGUCCUAAAGCUGCAUGAUUCCACAGUUGUGCCUGUUUUUUCUUUGUUUUGAUUAAAUUUACUCUUAGAUAGGGUAGUCACCAAGUGCUGUCCUACAGGAUGUGGGAUAGCGCCUGUUAUUUCUCAUGCACUUGACCUCGAUGAUUGUUUUCACUGGGGCAGGAAUUGAUCAUUUCCCCUCAGUCAGGAAGUAAAGCUCAUCAGGUAAGCCAUCGCAGGCCACAAUGACUCACACAGUUAAACAGCUGCUUUAGUCAAGAGGCCCUGGGAGCAACUGACUUUCUUGUCAGUCUGGAGUGAUGAAUGGUGCAUGGCAUGACGAGAGGAAAGAGCAGCUAAAUUGAGAAAGGAGAAUUUGUACCUAAAUAAUUAAGAUGCAUUGUUGCUCAAACAUUUACCCAAAAAAAUACUUUACAAUACAGUCCAAUUUAUUUUCCCCAUAAUUUCUUUGCCUAUGGAGGUUGCAAAAGAAUUCUGCAAUAUCUCAUUUGUUAGUUUAAAAAUGGAGAAGCUCUGAUUGUUGAUUUGCAGGACAAGUAAGAUCCUGAUUAUUAGCUUCCCAUGCCAUUAUUCUAUCAACGUAAUUUAUACACUCAUGUUGACAUGUGUGUCUUCAGGUGCCAUAUCCUCCAAUUGAUUUCAACCACUUUUCUACAGGGAGCACAAGAGCAAUGAUUUAAGGAAUUGUGUCUCUUAAAUACUGCUCCAUUUUAACAGCUGAACAUCACAGCCAUGGCCCAGACUACUUGUACGCAUUGCACUUAGGAGGCUCUCUCUCUCGUGGUCCCUCGAAGCGAGGAGAAUGCUUGCCUAGGAGUACAUCCCAUAGCAAGAACCUGCGUGUGGAAUCUUUUAACAUGGGGAGGUUGCUGCAAUGCAGCUACUACAUGGUUGCGGCUGACCAGGAGACUCUCCGCUCUUACCGCCUGCCAUAUUCAUACAGGAAGAGUUUGCAAGUUGAUAAUCAACCUGUUUGGCCACAUUAUGAAUGCAGCUUUCAUGGCCAUCAAGUCCUGGAGUGGGACUUGAAUUCAAAGCUUCUGAUUCAGAAGUAGGGAUGCUACCCACUGCGCCAUAAGACCUCCACUCAGGAGACUAAUACAUUAUAAUCCAAAACAAUUUUUAAAAAGUACAGGUACUGUAAACUUUUCAUCUCUAUCGUAGUCAUUUUGUUGAAUGCUGAUUCCAUUGGAAGAUAGAAAGUAGACAAUUCAGAUUCUCAAGCCUUCACCAUUCAGUUAGAGCAUAGCUGAUCUGCACCUCAACUCCAAAUACCUGCCUUUGCUCCAAUUCCUUUGAUAUCCUUGCAUAACAAAAAUCUAUCUCUCUUGGUUCAGGAGUUAACAGCCUUUUGUGGGAGGAGGGGCUUGGGGGAGAGCUCCAUAUUUCUACUAACCUUAGUUUGAAAAAGUGCUUCCUGAUUUAAAUCCUGAAUGACCUCACUCUAAUUUUAAGGUUGAUUUUGAUAUUCCCUAUCAGAGGAAGCAGAGUAAAUAUGGAAAAACUGUCAGGUGUUUCUAAUUUUUUAAGCACCUCUAUCGGAUCAAUACUUAAUCUUCUGUGCUCAAGGAAAUACAAGCCAAGUUCACACAGUCAUAAUUUGACCCUCUAAACCCUGCUAUCACUCUAGGAAUUUGUGUUGCAACUCCUCUAAAGCCAUUAUAUCAUUGCUAAAUGAGAUACUCAAAAAUGAGUACAGAACUCAGAUGGGGUCUGACUAAGGCUGUAUACAACUGAAAAAUAAAUUCUUCUACUUGUACUCCAACCCCCUUGAGAUAAAAGCAAACAUUUCAUUAGCCCCUGAGUGCAUUUUGUAUCCAUCUGCUAGCUUUUAAUGAUUUGUGUUCUUGAACUCCCUUUAACUUGAAAUACCACAAUUUAUGGUUCUCGGGCCCUAAAUGAAUGAUUUCACACUUGUCUAAAUCGAACUCCAUUUUCCAUACUACUGGCUGCUUCUUUAAUCAUACUAUGUCCCUUUUUAACUUCCUUGUCCCAUUUCAAUGAGUUGCUGUCCCUCCUAACUUAAUGUUAUCUAUCAACUUGACGUACAACUUUAUUCCUUCAUUCAAGUCAUUAAUAGGUAUGGUGAAAACUUGGGGCUGCAGAACUGAUCCCAGAUGCUGAAUCUUAUCAUUAGGGAUAGAUUGACUAGUUUGAGAAUCACCACUUGUCGCAUCCUUUCUGAGACCUACCUUACUCCACUCUUUGUUUACUAUCUCCCAACCAAUUUCCAACAUGUUAAAAGGCUACUUCCAAUUCUGUAUACUCUAGUUUUGCUUUUUUUUG